Molecule: messenger RNA, 1455 nt
Organism: Durio zibethinus
Lineage: Eukaryota; Viridiplantae; Streptophyta; Magnoliopsida; Malvales; Malvaceae
Source: RefSeq, a predicted model, not a curated record
CAUAAAGGUAAUAAUGUAGUUUUGUGUACUUGAAGAUAAUCAGAAGAAAACCAUUUCAAUUCCCUUCAAAAACCGCUUACAACCAAAUUUCUAUCCAACCCGCUUGCUUUUUGAGAUAGUAGAUAGACACUAAAGUAAGCUUCUUUUACCAUGGCCGUAUAGGCUUAUAUUAAAGCAUCCCCACCAUCUGUUCUCUAUUCUUUUGCACCCACAAAAAAAGACCCAAAGCCAUUCACCUGAACUUAGAAAGGCAAGUCACGCUCCAUCCUCUCUCUCUCUCUCUCUCUCUCUCUCACAUGGUCAGGCAUCAUACAUAAAUCUAUACAAAGAGAGAAAAAAUUAAAAAGAUGAUUCAAGAACUCCUAGGAGGUGUUGCUGCUGGCUUGAAUUUUGGAGGUGAGAGGAAAAUCUCCAUCACUGGAAGCAUUUUGGAAGGAACCCCUACUUCUUCUCCAUCACCAUCUCAUUCUUCUUCCACAACUUCAUCAACAACUACAACUACUAACUCUACAACUUCAGCAAAUACGGAGAACCAGAAUUUGAGGUGCCCCAGGUGUGAUUCCUCCAACACAAAGUUCUGUUACUACAACAACUACAAUCUCACUCAGCCUCGUCACUUUUGCAAGACUUGUCGUCGGUAUUGGACGAAAGGAGGUGCGCUUAGGAACGUUCCUAUUGGAGGUGGAUGCAGGAAAAACAAAAACACUACUGUUUCAACAUCUGUGGGAAAAUCAAGUGCUGCUAAGAUGAAAACAGUAGUAUCUGAAAUUGGAAGGUCUGGCCUUGGAGAUGGGUUUGAUCAUGAGCUUCAAUCUAGUCCAAUUCUUUGGGCUUCACCUCAGAGUUCUCAUCUUCUAGCCUUUUUGAGAACUACACAAAACCCUAACCCUAACACAAUAUUUUCUACUAAUUCUGUUAGUAUUAAGGAUGAGGUGAGCCUGCUUGGAUCACAUGGGAUAAAUGAACCAGCCGUUGCAACUGGUGCACUAAAUGCUCGAACCCUAGGCUUAGAUUCUCUUAGCAGCCAGGUUCCUUCUCUUGGACUUUGCAGCCCUUUCUGGAAAAACAAUCAACACCAAGUUCAACAGCAACAACAGAAUAAUGGGUCGUUCCUACUAGGUGAAGUUCAAAACACAGGAUUUCAAGCACUGUAUCAAAGGCUCAAAUCAUCAUCAAGUUAUUGCUCUGAUAGCUCAGCAGUUGUUCUGAGCAAUGUGGCUUCUUCAUCUUCUUCAUCCAUUUUGGAGUCAGCUCCUGUCGCUGGAGGACAAUUGGGUUACUGGAAUCCAACAUUUUCAUCAUCAUGGUCUGAUCUUCCAGCAACUAAUGGUGCAUAUCCUUAAAGAACCCUUUCUUUUUCUCACUUUUUUUAUAUGCUAAUGUUGUCGCUUCUUCUGUUGGCUAGCUGUAUAUGCCUUCUGGUAUAUGAAUAUGGCUGUAGGGGUAGCACCAGGU